AAUUUGGCCGCCGCUCGCGUUUAGUUCUCUUUCGCGUGCGCCAAAACCAAGUAACCAAGUUAACAAGUUGCCGGCCGAAAUAGAUUUCAGUUUCGGUUUCAGUUUUUAGUUUCGAUUUAUUUUUUGUUAAAAACCAAUUUAGCUUCGGUUUCGAUUUCGAUUUCGAUUGCCCUGCACUCGAGUGUUAUAGAUCAAUUUUGAAGUGCUCGAUUGAUUGGCCGAUUGAUUAGCGGGCCACGUGAAACAUGCAGUUCGGUGAAAGGAGAAAGUUAAUGUCCACCCUGCUAAUUGGUGGCAUUCUGCUUAUGGGUCUAGUUCUGGUUCAGGCCGAGGAUCCCAGCUCUAAGGAUGCCCCUCACAUCAGACACAAGCGUGGCAUUUUCUGGGACUUCUUCCAGAAGAUGGUCAUCACCAAGAACCUGAUAGUGGAUCAAUAUACAGACACCCGCAAUACCCUGAAUGAUAUCUACAACACUGUCAAUGAGCAGUUCAGCGACCCAGGACCCGAGAAGCCCACCAGUCGCCCUAGGGUAACGACUGAGAAAACUUCUUUGAGCGGAGAGGAGAGUGGCAGCAAUAGUGAGGAACCCACAACAACGGAGGCCUUCCAGAUCUCCCGCUACGAGCUGGGUCGCAUCCUGGGCAGGAACUUCCGCGGUCUUCAGAGGUUGGCCAUGAAUGAGUUUAGCACAGCACUAAAUGCCACCAAGUACAACCUCGCCGAGUACAAGUCGGAGGCCGACAAACAGUUUGCCAAUAGCUUGGCGGUGGAGAAGAAGAACAAGCUGAAGAGUCUCAAGGGCUGAGCCACGCCCCUUUUUUUCCCAGUGCCUGACAAUAGUUAUCUCUGUGAUAGGCUGAUGACUGUACAUUUUUUUGCUUAUUUAUUCCGGCAACUGUAUCGAAUAAAAAACGGAUGUGAGUGCGGUUGGGAAAGUGUCCCCGAACGCAUGCGGAUUCGUGUCUACGACUAUUGUGUGUCAAAUUAAAAAGUUUUCUGUCAUAAUUUUAUUGAUAAACUUUUAAGUUAAAAAAACGAAAACGAAAACGAAAACGAGCACCGAAAAAGAAUGGAAAACAAACACCGAAGCGGAAGAGAGUAACAACAGAAAAAGACAAGGAUGAAAAUGAAAAUGAAAACAUUGUAAGACGGAAAAGCUGCUGGGAAAACUAAACACAAGUUGAAGGUCUGCUAAGAUCUGCAUUUUAGAGGGCUUCUAUGGGUAUAUUUAUUAUUGUAAUAGUGGAAAAUAGAUAAUAAAACAUGUAAAUUGUAAAUUAUAAAAAAAGGGUUAUGAAAUAAAAAACUAAUCUACUCAGAAGUGAACUUAAGUUCAUUUUCUUACUCAACUAGUUCCAUUUUUGUAGGGAAAAUG
Drosophila eugracilis is the source of this 1376-nucleotide messenger RNA. RefSeq lists its product as uncharacterized. The transcript is spliced from 5 exons. The record is from RefSeq and is a predicted model, not a curated record. Lineage: Eukaryota; Metazoa; Arthropoda; Insecta; Diptera; Drosophilidae. Bases 246 to 806 code for a protein of 186 amino acids.